This is a messenger RNA of Urocitellus parryii (Arctic ground squirrel), 1805 nucleotides long. It is a transcript of the gene Ptger3, whose product is annotated as prostaglandin E receptor 3. The record is from RefSeq and is a predicted model, not a curated record. Gene Ontology annotation, molecular function: prostaglandin E receptor activity. Gene Ontology annotation, cellular component: plasma membrane. Gene Ontology annotation, biological process: intestine smooth muscle contraction; negative regulation of gastric acid secretion; positive regulation of cytosolic calcium ion concentration. Lineage: Eukaryota; Metazoa; Chordata; Mammalia; Rodentia; Sciuridae.
AAGAUCCGGCGGCGCUACUGCAGCGGCGGGAGUAGCGGAGCGGGGCGGAAGCUGCGCCCCGCACCAUGGAGGGCAGUCCAGUCCCCCUCUGGGUCUCCACUGGCCUUGGUCACUGCCCGAGACUCCUCUGCCAGCUCUCUCUGCUGCUUUCCGGGCGCCAUCCACUCCUCACCUCAAAGCCAACAUGAAGGAACCCCGGGGCGACGGCGGGGGCGCCCCCUUCUGCACCCGCCUCAACAAUUCCUACCCCGGCAUGUGGGCGCAAGAGCGCUCCGCGGAGGCGCGGGGCAACCUCACCCGGCCCCCAGGGUCCAGCGAGGACUGCGGAUCAGUGUCCGUGGCCUUCCCAAUUACCAUGCUGAUUACCGGCUUCGUGGGCAACGCGCUAGCCAUGCUGCUUGUGUCUCGCAGCUACCGGCGCCGGGAGAGCAAACGCAAGAAAUCCUUCCUGUUGUGCAUCGGCUGGCUAGCGCUCACCGACCUGGUCGGGCAGCUGCUAACCAGCCCGGUGGUCAUUGUCGUGUACCUCUCCAAGCAGCGUUGGGAGCAGCACGACCCGUCGGGGCGGCUGUGUACCUUCUUCGGUCUGACUAUGACUGUUUUUGGGCUCUCCUCGCUCUUCAUUGCCAGCGCCAUGGCCGUCGAGCGGGCACUGGCCAUUCGGGCGCCACACUGGUAUGCGAGCCACAUGAAGACGCGCGCUACCCGUGCGGUGCUGUUCUGUGUGUGGUUGUCAGUGCUGGCCUUUGCCCUGUUGCCUGUGUUGGGUGUAGGCCAGUACACUGUCCAGUGGCCCGGGACGUGGUGUUUCAUCAGCACCGGGCGAGGGGGCAACGGGACUAACUCUUCGAACAACUGGGGCAACGUUUUCUUCGCCUCCACGUUCGCCUUCCUGGGACUCUUAGCUCUGGCGGUCACCUUCGCCUGUAACCUGGCCACCAUUAAGGCCCUGGUGUCCCGCUGCCGGGCCAAAGCCGCGGCAUCGCAGUCCAGUGCCCAGUGGGGCCGGAUCACAACUGAGACGGCCAUCCAACUUAUGGGGAUCAUGUGCGUGCUGUCAGUCUGCUGGUCGCCGCUUUUGAUAAUGAUGUUGAAUAUGAUCUUCAGUGAGACAUCUGUUGAGCACUGCAAAACGCAGACAGAAAAGCAGAAAGAAUGCAACUUCUUCUUAAUAGCUGUUCGCCUGGCUUCACUGAACCAGAUCUUGGAUCCCUGGGUUUAUCUGCUGCUAAGAAAGAUCCUUCUUCGAAAGUUUUGCCAGGUAGCAAAUGCUGUCUCCAGCUGCUCUAGUGAUGGACAGAAAGGGCAGCCCAUCUCAUUAUCUAAUGAAAUAAUACAGACAGGAGCAUGAAAGAGAACACUUAACCAACUUGCAUGUUCACAGCUUUUGAYAAGAAAUAGCCCUAAACUUUGUGAAUUAGGCAUCUCUGGCAUGCCACUGUUUAUGCAUUGAAGUGGAAUUUUUAUAUAAAGCUAAAUGGUCUGAGAAGCAUAGAUAAAUCCUAUGUGCCAAAAGCACUGAAGCAUAAACAAAGGAAAAUAUAUUAAUAACAGUCUAGUGUGUUUUUUGGAUUUCUGCCAUUUGUAGCUGAAUAUGUGAUUAUUUAUGUGAUGAAAACACUUAUUAUAAAUGAUCUUGGUCUAUUGGAGGGGCUAAGAAUGGUUAAUAUCCCAGUAUACUGAGCACAUGGAGGACAGAAACCCAUAUAUCACUGAAAACAAGGGGUAGCAGCUUGUUCUUUUUUCAAGUACAUUUGGUCUUCUGUGUUCUCUUUCAUUGUCUCUGUCACUUUUCCUCUGUCACU